Trematosphaeria pertusa is the source of this 1518-nucleotide messenger RNA. RefSeq lists its product as uncharacterized. The transcript has 3 exons. The coding region runs from base 1 to 1518 and encodes 505 amino acids. Lineage: Eukaryota; Fungi; Ascomycota; Dothideomycetes; Pleosporales; Trematosphaeriaceae. The record is from RefSeq and is a predicted model, not a curated record.
AUGCCGAAGUAUAGUCCCCGCGCAAAAUUGUUGUCCGAGGAUAGUUGUGAUGACGAGAUAGUGAGCGCUGAUGAAGUGACGUCUUCCAGCGCCGAACUCCAUGUUACAAACCCGUUGAGGAACUUGCUUCAGCCUUUGAUUUCAAGUUCGAAAGGGCUCCAAGGGUUCACAUCUCGCCAAGCCGCUAAUAAUAGCCGAGGUUCAUCCGUCGUCAGGACUCGAACGUCAGCACCGACCUCAUCAUCGUCGCAUCAACGUCCGCCUUCCGGCCCAUCGUCCGUCUUCUCGACCUCCCCUAUGCAACGCAAGCGCGCCCGAUCCGAAUCCGACGCCGACUCUCUGCGCCCCCCCAAGAAGCAGAAGCCGGCGGCCUCCCCGCUCCCGCCCCAGCCCCUCACGCGCGAGAACCUCCGGCGCUGGGAGCAGCUCUCGAAUACCAGCUCUGAACCCGCUACCUCUCCCAUGCCCCCGUCGUCCGCAUCCAGCACCGGCCCCUACGACGAAGACGACCGCCUUCAUGCAUACGGUAUACGCGUCAACUCUACAGCCGCCUUUCCACAACUCCUCCGCGAACACAUUGACACCGUCAUAAAGAAGCAGCGGGAGAGCACCCGUUCUCCGGCUGCGAAGAAUGCUGCGCGCGCGCAGGCACGAGCGGAGAAUGCGAACGAGUCUACGGGAAUCGGCAUAAUGGUGAACAACCUCCUGUUCUGCGGCGAAGCGGACGGCGGCGAGAAAUACAUCGAGCGCGUAUCAGAGGCCCUUCUGAACCGCAAGUAUCUUCCUCCGGCACCCGAGCCGUUCAUCGCGAAUCAGUACGGCGCCCUCACGCAACCGAAACCAGAUACCGCCAUGGGGUAUAUAACUACAAGGGACGCGCAGGCUGGGGGCGUGGAGUCGCCAUUGAGCGCUGGGGAAGAGGUGGUGGUGCUCAAGGAUCCGCUUCUUACCGGGCUCCACUUCCCCUUCCUGACGUGCCAGUGGAAGAGCGCGAAAGGGAGCCAGGGCCAUUGGCACGCGCAGCGGCAGAGUGCGCGCGAUGGCACGGCGAUCGUCAAUUACCUGCACACCUUCUACACCGAUGCCGGGGUUACUCCGUCGGUCGUGGACACGUGUCAUUGGUCGUUGACAUGCGACAUGCAUUCCGCCGUCCUGUGCGUGCACUGGCGCACCGAAGCUGACGGGAGCGCCGUGUACCACAUGCGAAGAGUGCAGCAGGAGUUCCUGAGCGCCAUCGAAGACGAGGAGAAUACCGGUAUAGCCUGUCUGCGGCAUCGGCUGCGCAGCGUGCUCGACUACGCUCUUGGCCCGCGCCUCACCAGGAUCCGCGACGCUAUCCCCCGGCUCAAGGAGGCAAAGACGCGGAAGCGUACGACCCGAACACCGUCUACGCGCUCGAAACCGUCUCAGCCACUGGGAGACCCCGAAUGCCCACCGCCAUCGGACCCAGGAUAUGGUGGUAGUCUGCCUCCUCCAUCGCCGACAUGUUCCCCGGAGCCGAAACGUGCCAGACCUUGA